Messenger RNA from Manduca sexta (tobacco hornworm), 1468 nucleotides. It is a transcript of the gene Dhpr, whose product is annotated as dihydropteridine reductase. Gene Ontology annotation, cellular component: cytoplasm. Gene Ontology annotation, biological process: L-phenylalanine catabolic process; tetrahydrobiopterin biosynthetic process. Gene Ontology annotation, molecular function: 6,7-dihydropteridine reductase activity; NADPH binding; NADH binding. The coding region runs from base 250 to 954 and encodes 234 amino acids. Lineage: Eukaryota; Metazoa; Arthropoda; Insecta; Lepidoptera; Sphingidae. The record is from RefSeq and is a predicted model, not a curated record. The transcript has a single exon.
CAAUAACCUGUUGGACACUGUUGGAGUUGUUAUAUUAUUAGGUAUAACUUUAUAAAACUUGAUUGUACGCUGCAUAGUCACGCACAAGACCCUACACUAACCGCUCGGCCGGCCGCGCUAUAACCUUCAUUGUUUACGCUAAUUUACCUCAGGCGUUUUUGUGAUAAUAAAGUGAGAGGUUACCGCUAGAGCCUACGGUACAUUACGUUAUUAGUUACUCCCUAGCACUGAAAGUGUACAGACGUUAUUAUGGCCAGCGGAAGAAUCGUUGUGUACGGCGGCCGAGGCGCGCUCGGCGCAGCCUGCGUCAACCACUUCAAAUCGGCUAAUUGGUGGGUCGCUAACGUCGAUCUGAACCCGAACGAGAAGGCCGACGUCAACAUCACCGUGCCUAAGGACGGCUCGUGGGUGCAACAGGAAGAAUACGUCGUGAACGAACUCGGAAACGCCCUGCAAGGUCAGAAAGUGAAUGCUGUGAUUUGCGUGGCGGGCGGCUGGGCCGGAGGGAAUGCCGCUAAAGAGCUUAGCAAGCAAGCGGAUCUUAUGUGGCGCCAGUCCGUGUGGAGCUCCUCUAUUGCCGCGACUCUGGCCGCCAAAUACCUGACUCCAGGUGGACUCUUGGCCCUUACCGGUGCUAAAGCAGCCCUGGAAGGUACCCCAGGCAUGAUUGGUUACGGCAUGGCGAAGGCUGCUGUCCACCAGCUUACAAAAUCUCUGGGUGCCAAGGAUUCUGGUCUUCCAGAAAAUUCUUUAGCAGUUGCCAUCAUGCCAAUCACAUUGGACACAGAAAUGAAUAGAAAAUGGAUGCCGAAAGCUGAUUUUAGUUCGUGGACACCACUGACCUUCGUAGCUGAGUUGUUUGAUAAGUGGAUCAAGGGUGACGAACGCCCGGCGAGUGGCAGCUUGGUUGCUCUUGUCACUAAAGACAAUGUCACUAACUUAAUUGUACAAUAGACAAUAAGAUAGCUAUAAGGGAAAAUGUAUUCUAUUUAAUUAAGGCAUUAUUUUGUAAUGUUUUAUUCCUAAAAUGUAAUGAGAAUGAUUCUGAAUCGUAAUAUUGUUUGGGAAAGAAAGUUAAACUUGUUUUUUAUGUGGUCAAAUUUGAAUGUUAAGUAUUUGUUUGUCAUUGUUAUAUACACAUUUAAUGUAGGUUGAAUUCAUUGUCUUUAUAAAUAUUAUAUUGUAUUAUGUCACAAAUGUUAAAAUAAAAAAAAAAUAUCAAUGCAUUUAUUUGCAUUUUUUGUCUCUAAAAUUAUUUUCUUUUGUAUAAAAGAGAGUACUUACCUAGAUACAACAUAUUAUCUCUAUUAAAUCUUGCCAACUUUAUUUGUUAUAGAAUUCUUGAUUCUAAAUGUAUCCAAAAUAAUAUAUGACAAUAAAGAAUGUAAUCUCAAAAUAAUAACUGAUGUAUGGUGCAUAUAAUAUGUGUUAGAUAUGAUAAUAAAAAUAUAUAAAAUUGAAGCAAGAA